Meloidogyne enterolobii is the source of this 216-nucleotide messenger RNA. Lineage: Eukaryota; Metazoa; Nematoda; Chromadorea; Rhabditida; Meloidogynidae. The record is from the annotation of a GenBank genome assembly.
AUGCGUGGCACCCCUGGAGCAAAAGGAGCACCAGGCAUUCCUGCCAGAUUACCUUGUGAACCAUUGCAGGACCUAAAAAAAUAUUGUCCAGAGAAAUGCCCGCAAGGAUUGCAAGGGCCGCCAGGGCAAAUGGGGGCAAUGGGUGAUAAUGGAAAUAAAGGACCACCGGGAUUGCAAGGAAAGAAUGGGGAUGAUGGUAAAACAGUAAAUAAUUAA